Exophiala aquamarina CBS 119918 is the source of this 168-nucleotide messenger RNA. Its product is annotated as cyclin domain-containing protein. The record is from RefSeq and is a predicted model, not a curated record. The transcript has a single exon. Lineage: Eukaryota; Fungi; Ascomycota; Eurotiomycetes; Chaetothyriales; Herpotrichiellaceae. The annotation marks the transcript as partial.
CUAGUGGCGUGGUUGGUCGAGGUUCGAAACUACCUCGGCCUCUAUUAUGAAGUUUUAUAUCUAACCGUUAAUAUUAUCGACCGCUCCCUGUCCUUAAUGGAAGUAACUCCUGACCGGCUAAUGCUUCUUGGAGCUGCAUUACUAAUCAUAUCGCUCAAAUAUGAACAA